Messenger RNA from Microplitis demolitor, 4142 nucleotides. Its product is annotated as zinc finger CCCH domain-containing protein 18. The transcript has 5 exons. The coding region runs from base 925 to 3909 and encodes 994 amino acids. Lineage: Eukaryota; Metazoa; Arthropoda; Insecta; Hymenoptera; Braconidae. Gene Ontology annotation, molecular function: metal ion binding. The record is from RefSeq and is a predicted model, not a curated record.
CCAUUUUGCACUUAACUAUUACAUCUUUUUUUUUUUUUCACUUUAUAAUUGCUGUGUUUUUCCAUCAUAUUAUUAGCUAUUUAACAUUGCUUAUUUAUUUUUUUUUAUAAGGACUUAUGAAUUAACUAAAUAUACAACCGCUUGUAAAGAAGGAGACGAUAAAAAAGCAGAAAUAAACAUUCAGGAAACUUCUCUAAUAAUUUGACCAGUCUAAGGCUACCUGUCGUUGGUUUAUUGGCCUUGGAGGAUUCAACGCAUACAAUUACGAAAAAUAAAAUAAUCAUUUUUUAAUGAAAUUUCUGCAAUCCUGGACAGAUUUUCAUUUCAAUAAUUCAAUCUUUUUAUAUCGGGCGUCAAGACCAAAAAAAGGUAAAAAAAAAGUUUACUUGCUCUAGUGCAGUACCCAAAAAGUUUAAAAGUUAAAAAAAAAAGUUUUUUUUUUCUUUGUGUUGUGUUCGAAAUUGUAAUAAAGUUAUAAGUAAAGUAAACAGAAAAAUAAAGUAACAAAAAAAUAUAUAUAUAUGCACACAUAAACUCAGUUUCACAAAAAAAAGUACGUAAUGUAACGUAAAGUAACGACAAAAGUUUGUUUUACGCGAAAGUUUACAAAUAUAAAAUAAAUAAGUAAUAAUAAAAGAACAUAAUGUUCUUGCCGUCGUUAUGUGUCAAAAAAUAUAAUGUCAACACGUCGAGUUUUAAAGUACAAUAUAAAAUAGUUAAAGUAUCUUAAAUAACUAAGUAAUGCAAUGGAUUAAAAAGUAUCGGAAAAAAAAAAAAAAAAAAAAAAAAAAAAAAAAAAAAAUCAAAGUCCGGGUUUUUGAUGUGUCGUAAAAUAUUUAAAGUGUUGGGAAUAGCGCGUGUUGCGUCCUCAAGAACAAGUACUGCACGAGCAUUAUUCGACACAGGCUAAAGUAAAGUUCCAGCAUGUCAGAUUCUGGUUCUGAGAAUUCUUCAGAUGGCUAUGAAGGUCAUCGUGGACGAAAAACUCCACCUGGCGGUGAUGAUGUAUCACCACGUUAUGGUCAUAAAUCAAGUCCAAAAUCACCAAUGAGUUCAGCUCCGUCUUCACCUCGUGUCAAGAGUCCAUGCUCUCCACCGGCAUCUCCAUUGUCACCCAGAGAAAGAUCUCCAAAGUCACCUAGUGAGCCUGCAUCACCGCAAUCAUCUCAAUCUCAUCAAUCGCCAAGAUCUCCACGAUCGCCACGAUCUCCAAAAUCUUCUCGUUCGAGACGUAGUUCUAUUAAGUCCGGUAGUUUAUCUCCAAAAUCUUAUCAUUCCGGUAAUUACAUUGAUUCACCGAGAUCUGAUCGUAGUUCACCACCUGCGUCUCCAAUUAAAAAUUCCGACUCUUAUAGACCUCUUAUCGGUCCAAGUUCCCCAAAAUCACCGCAAAAUGAUAGAGAUACUCCUAAAUCAUUUGAGUCUGAUCCACCUUCACCACGAUCACCGCAAUCACCACAAUCACCAAAAUCUCCCAGAAAUUCAGAAUCAAGAGACAGUUCACCUAAAUCAUUAUUAUCAGGACGCAGUUCGCCUAAAUCACCAGCUUCUGGACAAAGCUCACCCAAGUCUUCUAAGUCUGGUCGAGAAUCUACAACAAAUGAGCGUAUACAUCGAAAACGAUCUCCAAAUGAUAAAUCUGAACGAAAAAGUGAUUCUUAUAAUGAUUUAGAUGGAGAACAAAUAUCAGAUGGUGAUAUUGAUGAUGAGCCAGAGCUAAAGUCAAAACCAGCACCAAUGACACACGGAGAAGAUUUGUCAGAUGUUUCAGAUCUUGAUAGUAUGGAUGGUGUUGAAGAGGCUGAACAGAGUCGUGAUAAAAGUAAUGAUCAAGAAUCAAAUCAUUUACGCACAGAAGAGCAAAAAGAAGAUAAAGAAGAAAAAGUAUCAGUUAAUAUUGCUGAAGAAAGUGAACAGCUUGAUUUUGAAGCUGAGGAACAGUGGAAAGAUGAUCGUGAAGAUGCUGAAUCUGAGGUACCCUCUAAAGAAUUUAAAGAUACAAAAGAUAAAGAUAAAGACUCUAAAGACAAAGAUCCUAAAGAUAAAGACAUAUCAAUAGAAGCUGGUGAAAUAAAUGAUGAGAAUGGUAAAGAAGACACUGAAGAUGGUGAAAAAGUUGAAUCUGAACUUGAAGAAGGUGAAUUAAGUGAUGGUGAUGAUGCACGUCCAGAAGAAACAGAACCACGGCCAGUUUGUCGUUUUUACAAUCGUGGACAAUGUACAUGGGGUGUGAGUUGUCGUUUUCUUCAUCCUGGUGUUACUGAUAAAGGUAAUUAUACGAUGUUUGAUAUGGUAAGACCAAUGACUUAUCCACCACAUCCCAGUGGUCCUCACGAUUUUCGGCCUCACGUUGAACGACCAAAUAUACGACCAAUGCCAGGUUAUCCACCUGUUCAUCAUCCACCAAAAGGUGGUGAAGAAUUUCCAUCUGAAUCAGCUUGGGAACGUGGUCUUCGUCAUGCUAAAGAAAUGAUGCGUAAAGCAAAUAAGCGCAAAGAAUCUGAUAUGGAUUUUGAAGAAAAAAAAAUGAAUCUCAGUCUUGGUCAAGAAGAUGUGGAUCGUGAAGCAGGAUAUUACGUAAGACCAAUGAGUCCAGCCGAGCCACCAGUUGAAAGAUGGCCUCCACGAGAAGCUCCACCUCGAAGAGUUCCACAUCCACGUAUGACACCAGAAGUUUAUGAUGAGCCAGAAGGUUAUUCCUAUCCACCCUCAGGCCCUCCUGAGUAUUACCGGAGAGUUCAGUACAAAGUUGACCCACGUCCUGCUGGACCAGAGUACAGAGAACGCGUUGAACAUCAUGUUAUACCACGUGGUGCUCCUCACUCUUUGUCUCCACCACCAAUGCGUGAACGUGAACGAGAACGUGAUAGAGAGCGUGAAUAUUAUGAAAAGUAUGAAAAGAAACAUAAGAAACCAUCUAGGGAAGUGAUUGUUGAAAGAAUCCCAGUUGCUAAACCUUGGCGAGAGGAAGAACCACCACCAGUAGAACGUGGACGUGGAGAUGAAUGGGCUGAUCCAUGGAUGAGACGUAAAUCACCCAGUACCGUACGUCGUAAUCCAUCUUCUCGACGACCUAGAAGACAAUCUUAUUCAUCCGGGUCAUCAUAUUCAAGCACAAGCUCCAGUCGUAGUUCAAGUCGCAGUAGCUAUUCCUCUUAUGACUCUUUGUCCAGGUCCCGUUCCCCAUCUCCCUCAGCCCGAACCAGAACCCAUGCCAAAGGAAAAUAUCCUCCACCUUCACCUCCUGCUGUUAAUCCUUUACCAACGACGCAAUCACGGGGUGCGAUGUUGAUGAAUCCACCGGCACCAUCUCCACGUGGUGGUCCUAAAGGUUCCAUUUCACCAACUGGUACCCUUCAUCGACGAGCUGGACUAAAUCCACCAGCGCCCAGUCCUUUGAUUGUAGCACGUCAUCAUGAAAAGAGCCGAGAUAAAGCUGCACUUGCCGCCGCUGCAGUUGCUAAAGUUAUAAAAAGUCGUUCGCGAUCUAGAUCUUCACACAGUAGCUCUGGUUCAGAGAGUAGUGGAAGUAGUAGUGAUUCAAGUGAAUCGAGUUAUUCAUCAUCAUCGUCAAUUGAAGUUAGACGAAGAAAAAAUAUUUCACCUUCAACGCGUAAAGAAUCAUCUAAAAAUAACGAAGCUGCAAAAAUAAUAAAUUUGAAACCCCAAUUAGUUAAACUUAAUCUUAAACCACAAAAUAAUAUACCACCACCUAAAAAAAUUGAUCGCAGUGCAACAAUAGCCGGUAAAAAACGACCUUUAGAGUCAUCACCAAUCUCGGACACUAAAGCAAGUGUUGCUGCAGCAGCAGCUAAAGCUGCUAAAAAAGCUAGUUCACGGCGUGAAGAAUUACUCAAACAACUUAAGGCUGUUGAAGAUGCCAUUGCACGUAAACGAUCUAAAGUUUGAUUUUUUUUUCUCUCCGGGAAAUGGAGUAUAAUAAAAUUUUUUAGGUCGAUAUUAUAAAAGUGAUACUGACGACAUUGCAACUAUUAUUGUUGUAUUAUUUCGUAACUAUGCUCAUAUAAAAAUGACAAAAAAAAAUUUAAUCACAUUUAAAUAAUUAUACUGAUCAUUCAAUUUACAAUAAUAAUAGUAAGAUAAAAAAUAAUAAUAAAAAAAUAAUUAUUUGUACACUUGAA